UACACACUGUUGCUGCAAUGAUGCCAGAAAAGCUAAUUUAAAAUGUCAGGACUAAAUGUGUAACUGGUACCUUGAGGACAGGGUCUUGGCAAAAAUAAGGUGACAAAGAAAUCCAGUCUGAGAUGCCAAGCUCUACAGGAUUUUUUUUUCUAAUUUUGGGAAAGGCUUUUUAGUAUUGCUGCACUGCGUGCUCAGGCAGAUGCACUGCAGAACUCUUGAGACUGCAGACUGAGGAGGAAAUGCAAGAAAUGCCAACCCUUGGGUUCUGCAGAAACUCUGUUUCUUUCUGUCUCUUGUCAGUAUUGGUGGAUAAAUCCUGUCACUGAACGGUGAUAUACAGCUUUGAAGGCUUCUGCCCAAUUCCUGCAAGACAGCUGCAUCAUGAAAAGUCACUUACUGGAUGUACUUUGGUGACACAAAGCCCAUCGCAUCUUGCAGUAUGCAUCAUCCUGGGAAAAUCUGAAGGGAUGCUACUGUCCAAAUUAUUUUGGAGAUCACAAGAACUUCACAAUGACUGCAUAUAUAUGGCAUGGGCAUGAUUUUACCCUAUUCUGUGCUUUUGACCUUGUGAUGCUGCGGGUGUGUACUAUGUCUCUGAAUGGAGGCUUGUGCCCAGUUAUUUCUCAGAAUUCGAUUUCUGGAUAUGCUUCAUAUGCUAGUAUAAGUGAUAAAUGGAAAUUAGGCGGAUAAAGGAGCCAAGUAAUAAGAGAGUGAAGCCUCUUUCGAGGGUUACAUCCUUGGUCAAUCUUAUUCCUCCUGUGAAAGCAACACCACUGAAGAGAUUUGGGCAGACACUCCAGCGCUCCAUCAGCUUUCGGAGUGACAGCCGCCCAGACUUAUUUGCACCACGACCAUGGGGUAGAAAUGCACCACCUCCAAUUACAAAGCGACGAGACAGCAAGCUGUGGAGUGAAACAUUUGAUGUGCGUGUAAACCAGCUUCUUACAUCAAAGGAAAUAAAACGUCAAGAGGUUAUCUUUGAGCUUUCCCAGGGAGAACAAGACUUGAUAGAAGACUUAAAGUUAGCAAAAAAGGCUUACCAUGAUCCCAUGCUGAAAUUAAACAUAAUGACAGAGCAAGAGUUGAACCAAAUAUUUGGAACACUGGACUCCCUUAUUCCUUUACAUGAAGAUCUUCUAAGCCGGCUCCGAGAAGCAAGGAAACCAGAUGGAUCUACAGAACAAGUUGGCCACAUCCUGGUGGGCUGGUUGCCUUGUCUAAAUGCAUACGACAGCUAUUGUAGUAACCAGGUAGCCGCAAAGGCUCUUCUCGACUACAAGAAGCAGGACCACAGAGUGCAGGACUUUCUUCAGCGUUGUAUAGAAUCACCGUUUAGUCGUAAGUUGGACCUCUGGAACUUUUUAGAUAUCCCAAGAAGUCGACUAGUAAAAUACCCUCUUCUCUUAAGGGAGAUCUUAAGAAACACUGCAAAUGACCACCCAGACCAACAGCACCUGGAAGAAGCUAUUAACAUCAUUCAGGGUAUUGUGGGAGAAAUCAACAUAAAGACAGGAGAGUCAGAGUGCCAGUAUUACAAAGAGAGACUGAUUUAUGUUGAGGAAUCACAACGAGACUCCUUGAUUGACAGUUCGCGAGUGCUGUGCUGCCAUGGAGAGUUACGGAACAAUAGAGGCGUGAAAUUUCAAGUUUUUCUCUUCCAAGAAGUUCUAGUUAUGACAAGAACAAUCACCCAGUCAGACCAGCUCUAUUACCAGCUUCACCAACAGCCAGUCCCCAUCAAGGACCUUGUGCUGGAAGAUCUUCAGGAUGGGGAGGUGAGACUUGGAGGAUCUAUCAGAGGCGCAUUUAGCAACAAUGAAAGAACCAAAAACUUUUUCAGAGUAACUGUUAAAAAUGGAACUCAGAAUCAGUCACACUCGUUACAAGCCAAUGAUGCUUUCAGCAAACAGCAGUGGCUAAACUGCAUCCGUCAGGCCAAAGAAACGCUGAUGUUCAUUCCACAAGAUGCUGGUGUGUUAGAAUCAGUGACUGUGAAUCAUCCCCUGCUGUCACCAGAUGGCAGCAGGGAAACCCAGGAAGAAACCAGCCUUGAACAAAUGGACCAAUCAGACAGUGAAUCAGACUGUAGCAUGGAUGUCAGUGAAGUUAGUGUAGACUGGGAUCAAAUGGAACAAACAGACUUUCAAAGCAUACAGACGGAGAGCAACGUUUGACAGAGACAUUACCCCAUUUGUUUAUUAGAAGUAAAUCCUGUGUCUUACCUGUACAGUAUUUGCAUUCCAUAAAAAGGAGCAGUUCUGAGAAGCACUUUUUAAUUUUAUUGUGAUGGUGUACUUGCAGUCUCACUCAGCUCUGUACCUAUGAGUACUGUAACUGCCUCCUCUGUCUGUGCAAGCUGGAACCUGGUGUCAUCAUUGUGCUCUGGUCUUGUGUUUUUUAAACAUUCUUCAUUGCAAAUAACUGAGGUCCUUAACUAGUUAUCCACAUAGUCCUGCUGGAAGGGGAAAGAAAAGUUUCUAUACUACUGUUUAUUUAUGUGAGCUUAAGCGGUAAUCAAUUGUUGUAUAGAUCAGUACUUUUUUUUGACUGUAAGACAGUGGUUAAGAUAGGUUUCUAAUAGGUGCCUUUGGACUUUAGCAGUCACAGAUCAGUGGUCUCUAAUAUUAUGGUAUUCAUUAGAAAUGCAGAGAAGAAAGGAAGCCAUUGAAGUAAAGCAGUCUGAAGUCAGAACUAGAUUUGAUAGGUGGCAACUUGACAACUCAGUAAAAUACAAUUAUUUUGAGACUACAUUGUGGAUAAGUAUGGAAUAGGAGUACAAAAAAACAGUAUUUAAGCAGAAGGACACACAAAGUAAAAUAGCUGAACAUCUCUAAAGAGGAAUCUGUCGGGCAUAAUUAUGUUCAGUCACCUGACCUACAGCUGUUGGGGACUUAUAGCAUCCAUCUGUGAUAAAAAGGUACACCAGUAAAGGCUACUUCUUUACCUGUGUAGAGCCACCCUGUGAUAUGAAAUUUAAGUUUGUCAGGCAUUGAGAAUGCAGUACUAGCCAUUUUGCCUGUGAUAUUACUGUACGCCAAAUUGGCUUGGAGUCAGAGAUCUGAGUAGGUUUUGCAUUAAAUGCACUGAAAUCAUGGACUUUCCAGUUUCCUGUAGAAUGAAUGGGCACUGUCAGACCACGUCGUCAAGAGACUGUAAAUAUUCACUUGCAUUGUGAGAGUGGAGACCUAAAGUGGCACAAAUAUAACUCCUAAAUUAUUGCCAAAGUUUAUUUUCCCUGUGUUAGGUGUUCUACAAGUUUACAUAAACAGAUGUAGAAUGUUUUGUCAUUUUAUUUUCUGUGCCUGUGUCACAUGCAUUAAAAAAAACAUCAUGGCAAGAUAAUCAUUAUAAAACUAUUUUUGUUAAUGUAUUGUGCUGAAUUUUAUCCUGUAGAGAUUUCUUUCUGUAUUUAUAGUUUUUACACAAGGGAUGUUUUUUGUUUUUGUUUUGUUUUUAUGGGUUUGUAAUUUAUUUGAAUUGCUUCAUAAUUCGUUCAGAGCUUGGUAUUUUUUUUGACUGUUCAAGGAAAUUGGUAAGUGGUAAGAACAGAAGGGAAGUAUGCAACUCGUGUAGGAUCUGUUCCUUCAAGAAGGAUGUACUGCUGCUUUUAAGCAUUCUUUUGCAACAGUGACUGGACUGUGGUAUUUAAAGUUCUGGAAUAUGCAAAGGACAGAGUAUUGAUUAUGAUAUUAAAUAUUUUCUGUAUUAGCCUUAAAGGUAUUUUUAUGAAGCAUUGCCAAAUAAAUUACUUUGAACCUAAA
Molecule: messenger RNA, 3761 nt
Organism: Protopterus annectens (West African lungfish)
Lineage: Eukaryota; Metazoa; Chordata; Ceratodontiformes; Protopteridae
Gene: ARHGEF3
Product: Rho guanine nucleotide exchange factor 3
Exons: 10
Coding region: 672-2174 (500 amino acids)
Biological process (GO): positive regulation of Rho protein signal transduction; intracellular signal transduction
Molecular function (GO): guanyl-nucleotide exchange factor activity
Source: RefSeq, a predicted model, not a curated record